UUUUAGCAUUUUUUCAUUGUACUCGUACUUUCUAUUAGCGUUGAGUUUUAUAGUAAGAGUAUCUCAGUAUCUGUUGAUUGUUAAACAGAUCGGUCGACGUGCUUGCGGUAGUAUCUUUUAGUGCGUUUGUGCUUGCUGUUUAAUUUUUUUUAUUCGUGUUCAUCUAUAUUUAUUUUAAAACAAAUUCAAUAUGAGGGAAAUCGUUCAUUUACAAGCUGGUCAAUGCGGUAACCAAAUUGGCUCAAAGUUCUGGGAAAUCAUUUCCGAUGAACAUGGCAUUGAUCCCAAUGGCAUGUAUCAUGGUGAAAACGAUUUGCAAUUGGAACGUAUUGAUGUCUACUAUAAUGAAGCUAACAAUGGCAAAUAUGUACCACGUGCAGUAUUGAUUGAUUUGGAACCUGGCACCAUGGAUUCAGUGCGUCAAUCACCUUAUGGUCAACUGUUUAGACCAGAUAAUUUUGUGUUCGGUCAAUCGGGUGCUGGUAACAACUGGGCUAAGGGUCAUUAUACCGAAGGUGCCGAAUUAGUUGAUUCCAUUCUCGAUGUUAUGCGCAAAGAAUCUGAAGGCUGUGAUUGCUUACAAGGUUUCCAAUUAGCUCAUUCUUUGGGUGGUGGUACUGGUUCCGGUUUGGGUACUCUAUUGAUUUCGAAAAUUCGUGAAGAAUAUCCCGAUAGAAUUAUGAAUACAUUCUCUGUUGUACCUUCUCCUAAGGUUUCCGAUACAGUUGUUGAACCAUACAAUGCCACAUUGUCGAUUCAUCAACUUGUCGAAAAUACCGACGAAACAUUUUGUAUUGACAACGAAGCAUUGUAUGACAUCUGUUUCCGUACAUUGAAGCUGUCAUCGCCAACCUAUGGAGAUUUGAAUCAUCUUGUUUCUGUUACAAUGUCUGGCGUUACCACCUGUUUACGUUUCCCCGGUCAAUUGAAUGCUGAUUUGCGUAAAUUGGCUGUUAACAUGGUACCAUUCCCACGUUUGCACUUCUUUAUGCCUGGUUUUGCACCAUUAACCGCCAAGGGUUGCCAACAAUAUCGUGCUUUAACUGUAGCCGAAUUAACCGCUCAAAUGUUUGAUGCCAAGAACAUGAUGACUGCCUGUGAUCCCCGACAUGGACGUUAUCUAACCGUGGCCACUAUCUUCCGCGGUCCCAUGUCAAUGAAAGAAGUCGACACACAAAUGUUCAAUGUACAGAGUAAAAAUAGCAGUUAUUUCGUUGAAUGGAUUCCAAAUAAUGUUAAGGUUGCUGUUUGUGAUAUUCCACCACGUGGCAUGAAAAUGUCUGGUACAUUUAUUGGUAAUACUACCGCUAUUCAGGAAAUAUUCAAGAGAAUAUCGGAACAAUUUACUGCUAUGUUCCGUCGUAAGGCUUUCUUGCAUUGGUUCACUGGUGAGGGUAUGGAUGAAAUGGAAUUCACUGAAGCUGAAUCGAAUAUGAAUGAUUUGAUAUCGGAAUAUCAACAAUACCAGGAGGCAACCACUGACGAUGAUGUUGAAUUCGAUGAAGAACAAGAAGAACAUGAAGCAUAUGAAGCUGAUUUACAAAAUGGUGGCAUGUAAAUACAAACAAAAUGUUUGUAUAUGUGUAAAUGUAAGUGUGUGUAUGUGUGUAUGGGUGUGCUAGUGUGUUUACACAUAUACCCUACAGCCAAAUUAUGUUGUUCGUCAAUAUCGAAAUACACCCACAGAUACAUACUUACAAAAACACACAUCAUUGCAAUACCAAUACAACACCAUAAACAAUAACAACUACUAUAUGCAAGUACAACAUACAUUACCAUUUUUGUAAGGAGAAGGCUUUCGACAAAACACAAACCACACACUGUUCUUCCCUCCUACUAGGAUUCCUACCUUCCUUGAAAAAAAAAUUAAAAAAUACAAUGCAACAAAAUAUUAAAUCUUAUUUUCCUCAACAUUCAA
This is a messenger RNA of Lucilia sericata (common green bottle fly), 1918 nucleotides long. RefSeq names its product tubulin beta chain (gene betaTub97EF). Gene Ontology annotation, cellular component: microtubule; cytoplasm. NCBI's taxonomy places the organism in Eukaryota, Metazoa, Arthropoda, Insecta, Diptera, Calliphoridae. The transcript is spliced from 8 exons. The record is from RefSeq and is a predicted model, not a curated record. Gene Ontology annotation, biological process: mitotic cell cycle; microtubule cytoskeleton organization. Gene Ontology annotation, molecular function: GTPase activity; GTP binding; structural constituent of cytoskeleton. The coding region runs from base 191 to 1558 and encodes 455 amino acids.